This is a messenger RNA of Trichoplax adhaerens, 822 nucleotides long. RefSeq lists its product as uncharacterized. The record is from RefSeq and is a predicted model, not a curated record. NCBI's taxonomy places the organism in Eukaryota, Metazoa, Placozoa, Uniplacotomia, Trichoplacea, Trichoplacidae. The transcript has a single exon. The annotation marks the transcript as partial. Gene Ontology annotation, molecular function: protein binding.
AUGGUAGAUAAUCAAGAUCAUGAUAUUUAUUCAGCUUUGGUAAAUAUACAAGAUCAUGAUCAUCAUUCAGCUUUAUGUUAUGCAGUAAUAAGUGAAAACGAAGAAAUAGUUAAACUGCUUACAAAAUAUGGUGCAGAUACAAAUAUUAAAUCUCAAGAUAAUUUCAAUAUUUCUUUAGAUUUAUUCUUCAUUUUUGAUUCACCUGAAUUUCGUUCUACACUUUUGUCUAUUGCGGUUUCACGAAGCAAUUUUAAUAUAGCCAGGCUACUUAUAGAAAACGGAGCGGAUGCAAAUAUUAGUAAUGACGAUGGCACAACUCCUUUACUUUAUGCAGCUAAGCAAGGACAAUAUGAUAUAGCUAAACUACUUGUAGAUAAUGGAGCUGAGGUAAAUAUUAAACAAAAUAAUGGUAAUGCCCCCUUAUAUAAUAUAGAAUUAUACCCGAACGGCGGUUUUGAUGAUGACUUUGAAAUCGUACGUGCAGAAUUAGUUGAAUUUCUUAUUAAUAGUGGUGCAGAAAUAGAUUUUAAAGACAGCAAAACACAAGAAUUUUUUAUUUUUUUUGCUCAAGAAAAUAAUAUGAUAAUGGUUCGGAAAAUUUUAGAAGCUGCAGAAAAUUAUGAUGAUUUAAAAUUUAUUCUAAACGCUAAAAGCGAUUGCAGAAAAUUAGCUCUACACCAUGCUGUAGAAAGAGGUAAUGAGGAGAUUGUUGAACUGAUGUUAAAAUAUGGUGCUCCAGUGAAUUUUCGAGCCUGUAGAGGCAAAACGGCUUUGCAUUACGCAUCCGAGAGUGCCUAUGUGAAAAUAGUUAAAACGUUGAUA